AGUCGAGUAUCGGGCCAGCCUCCAGUGGAGUGAUCAGUCAACGGUUUAUAGCGGGGCAAAGGUCAUGGAUGCGAGGGACUUUCGGGAAACUAAUAAAGAAAUCCGACAUACUUCAUCUCUGAGGGCGGCGCUGUCGGCGUGUCCCGGCGGCGCCGGCUGGGUGGAAACGGCCGCCGGCGUCUGCCAUCUGUCGCUGACACAGACCUUCCCGCCGAUGACGGCCGAUGACGCCCUGGUGCUCUGCGGCGACUUCGAGCCGGCCGCCACGCUGCCCGAGAUCUACAGCUAUAGGGAUGAGCUGACGCUCGAAGAGCUCUCCGGCGGCGCCGACAGCGUAUGGCUCGGCCUGUGGCGGUUCUCCAACAACACAGACUUCCUGUGGCCCUCGGGAGACCCGGUCACGUACACCAACUGGGCCGCGGGCGAGCCUGCCUUCGGGGACGACGAGUGCGUCCUGAUGGAGGGGGCCGAUGGAGGGUGGAAGGUGGCCAGCUGCGCCGACAGCAGCGCCAGCGUCAUCUGCUACCUGCGCGUCUAGCUGUGUCACGGGUCUAAGGUAGCUGCAUAUGACGAUGGGCCAGGGACAUGCCCGGGAGGGAGCGGGGGUGGCGGAUGGUGGUUGGCACGAUGAUAUGCUGUUGCAGUAUUUACUGGCGAUUGUGAAUGUCCGGAGGUACGCUGUUCCAUGGAUGGACCAUGACUGUUUCAUGUGGUCCUCUAAGGUCGGGUCUAUGACCUGUAGUUCGCUGUGGAUUACUGCCGGCUAUUAUUACACAUUCCGGCCCAAUGGGGACCGCUGUCAGAUGGUAUUAUGACAACUUCUACUGAUAGUGAUCUGUGACCCUUUCUAACCGCUGCAUUGUCAGCUAGCGUAUUAGGUCGCGAUCCGUUGAGGACCACUGUCAACCGCUAAACGCUGUGGCUUGCCGGUGAUUAUUGGUCGGCGCUUUCAUAGAAUUAAGUGCAUUUUUUAACAGAGGGUCGUGGCAAAACAUGUGAAAAAAUGAUGUUUUCAACGCGAGGAAUGUAAUUUAAAAUAUGAGGUCCUACGAGGCAAACGCAAUGUUUGCAGCAUUCGCAUGCCAACUGAACACAGAACAUGUCCGAUUUAAUAAAAGCAGAAUGGAUUAAAAUGGAAAGCUUGUCAACUGAAAUGAAAUGGGUGCCGGCAAUAAACAUAUUUAAUUGCAGA
This is a messenger RNA of Amphibalanus amphitrite, 1192 nucleotides long. RefSeq names its product macrophage mannose receptor 1-like. The coding region runs from base 65 to 538 and encodes 157 amino acids. The transcript is spliced from 3 exons. Lineage: Eukaryota; Metazoa; Arthropoda; Thecostraca; Balanomorpha; Balanidae. The record is from RefSeq and is a predicted model, not a curated record.